AUGGUUAGUACGACAUCCAGCGUCGUGUUUUAUCCAUUUGCAGCUACAUUUCCACCACUUUAUACGACUGCAUUGGCUACGGGAGAAGGACUGAGUGGAUCAUUAGCGGCUUUACUAGGUAUUAUACAGGAUCCUGGAGAUACUCGGAGAUUCUCCGUCUCGGUCUUUUAUCUUUUAUGUGCUGCUAUCACGUGUGGAUCAUUAGUAGCAUUUGCAUUCUUGCACGUACAUCCAUGGGCUCAAGCAGUGCAGAUGUUGCAAAGUACCGAUAACGACCAGGAGACUGAUAAACAACAAGCAGAGGAAAACACGUUGCUUACGUGGAGCUGCUCGUGCGGUAACUGUUCUGGUCAUAUAAACACCACUACCAUGUCAAUCGUAAUACCAACUUCGUCACCAAGCUCUAGCAUAAUGUCCAGGACUGCAGUGUUGCAACAGGUGUGGCCAUUACUAGCAUGUCAGUGGGUGUUGGCAGCUUUCUCGUUCGGAUGGCUACCCUCGACUAUGCCAUAUGUGUACAAGAAGUUUGCGCCAAUGGACGAUGAUGCACAGGCAGCGACAGCACGUUUUCAGACUUCUGCUAGUAUCGCAGCUCUCAUCCUCUCUCCACUUGCCAGUGCAGCCACGACGUGGGUGCGCUUGUAUUAUGUUCGCAGUAUGACACUCGCUUUGGUGUUGUUGGCGUCGCUUUUGCUGUCGUUCUCGCUUGUUUCCAAGCCGGUGCUCAGUGACCACAGACACGGAUAUUUAUUGCCGCUUCUUGUUCAUACCUUCUACCUGAUUGGUUGUGCGUACACGCAAACGAUGCUGUACCUUACUCUGAAACGCACUGCAGAAAUGAAGCACUCGACAGCUUUUGCCCGGCAAGUAUACCAAUGGAACGGCUUAGCUACACAACUAGGUGCCAUGUCAGGGACAGCUAUCACAUUUCCUCUCGUCUUUUGGUGUGAAAAUUUGUUUACUGCGUAG
Peronospora belbahrii is the source of this 969-nucleotide messenger RNA. NCBI's taxonomy places the organism in Eukaryota, Oomycota, Peronosporomycetes, Peronosporales, Peronosporaceae. The record is from the annotation of a GenBank genome assembly.